AACCGAGGCAAUACCCGAAAAGCCCAGACUUAAAAAAAAAUUAAUAAACCCUUGACGGGAGUUCCAUUCUUAAAAAAUGGUAAGAGUGGCAUAAUUUGAUUCUUGAUGUGACAACUUGUCUAUUGCAGUUUAGCACCGACCAAGACUCCAGAAGACUCUAGGGCAGGCUAUCGAGUAUUUUUAACAUAUUAAAUGGGCCGUAAUCGUGGCCCACUUUACACCACUCGAUCAGUGAUCCAUCUCCAGUUAAAUAAUCCCAAACCCUCGUACCUAAUCAUCUCAAAAUCAUGCGACCAGAGGUUUCUUGAAAGGGUUUAGUGAUCGCAGAAGAAGGGCCUCCAUCUUUCCACGCCCGACCACCGAACAAAGACAAGAAGCUGUUUAUUAAAUUUCUUGUUUCUGGAAAUGAGUUCCUCUGAGACAUCUCACCUAGCCACCGCCAAAACAGCUCUCACGGCGGUUGCAUCGGUGGCUGCAGCCGCAAUGCUCGCUCGAACAGUGAUCCAAGACUACAUGCCAGCGGAGGUGCAUGACUUCAUCUCUUGUGGUAUCCGCAAAUGCUUCAGCUACUACGGUUUUCAAAUGACAGUUGUGAUUGAAGAGUUUGGAGGCUUUGAAAACAACCAAGUGUUUGAAGCCGCAGAGGCUUACCUAGCCUCCAAGAUAUCUCCUUCCACUAGAAGGAUCAAAGUCAACAAACUUGAGAAACAGAGCAACUUCAGCGUCACGGUCGAACGCGACGAGGAAGUUGUGGACACUUUCGACGGCGUCAAGCUGAGCUGGGUCCUCGUGUGCCGUUCCGUGAAGAAGAAGGAUUUUCGUAACCCUCGAGACCUGAACUCUACUUUGAAGUCAGAGGUGCGUUCUUACGAGCUCAGGUUCAACAAGAAGUUCAAGAAGAUGGUUCUUGAAUCUUAUUUACCGUUUGUGGUGGAACAAGCUGCUCUGAUAAAGCAAAAGACUAAAACGCUUAAGAUCUUUACACUUGGUUCGUAUUCCGAUUGGACCUCUGUGACUCUCGACCAUCCUUCCACGUUUCAAACUCUUGCCAUGGAUCCCGAGGAAAAGAAGAACUUGGUAGAGGAUCUUGAUUGUUUUGUGCAGCGUAAAAGCUUUUACGGGAGAGUAGGGAAAGCUUGGAAGAGAGGGUACUUGUUGUAUGGUCCACCUGGUACAGGAAAGUCGAGCUUGAUCGCAGCCAUAGCUAAUCAUCUUAACUUUGAUAUCUAUGACUUGGACUUGGCAUCGGUUAAGAGUAAUGCUGAGCUGCGUAUGUUACUGAUGUCUACUGCAAACCGUUCGGUUUUGGUUGUAGAAGAUAUUGAUUGUUCCAUCGAGUUUAAGGAUCGGACUACUGAUGAGCCUAGUGAUCUUCUGGAUAAACCGGUCACACUGUCUGGUCUAUUGAAUUUUGUGGACGGACUAUGGUCAAGUUGUGGUAACGAGCGGAUCAUAGUGUUCACGACUAACUACAGAGAAAGACUGGAUCCGGCAUUGUUGAGGCCAGGACGUAUGGACGUGCACAUUCACAUGUCUUAUUGCACACCCGCUGGUUUUAAGGUUUUGGCUUCAAACUAUCUUGAGGUUGAAGAUCAUAAGCUUUUCGAGGAGAUUGAGGAACUUAUCCGGGAAAUAAAAGUUACACCAGCAGAAAUAGCUGAACAGUUGAUGAGGAACGACUCUGUGGAUCAAAUACUCCAUGGAUUGAUCGUGUUCUUAAGAGCAAAGAAAUUUGAAAAUGAUGAAAGGUAGGCCAAAAGAUAAUAGUUAAAUAGCUUAGAAGAAAACUCUCUCUUCAUCUCAGAGAUAUUUUAAUUAUCAUUUUAUUUUUCACUUAUUUAAAAAUGAUGAAUAGUUGUCCUAUUCUUUGUUGUUUUGUUGAUAGAAUGUUACUAAAAAUCCUUUUUGUUUUCA
Molecule: messenger RNA, 1914 nt
Organism: Brassica napus (rape)
Lineage: Eukaryota; Viridiplantae; Streptophyta; Magnoliopsida; Brassicales; Brassicaceae
Product: AAA-ATPase At3g50940-like
Exons: 3
Coding region: 406-1752 (448 amino acids)
Molecular function (GO): ATP binding; ATP hydrolysis activity
Source: RefSeq, a predicted model, not a curated record